AUGAAACUGGAUGAUGAUGCAGACAUUACUUGGGAAGAAUUCAAAGAUAAAUUCAUGCAACAUUAUUUCCCUCCAGCUAUUAGAGCUGUGAGACAGGCUACAUUUUAUUCUUUUAAACAAGAGAAUCUGCAUGAAGAUGAGUUCAUUGCUCGCUUUUUGGAACUGUCUAAAUAUAGCACUUACCUUCAGGAGUACCAUAAUCCAAAAUGGAUGUGUGAGCGAUUGCUGGAGAAAGCUAGGCCAGAAUUGAGGACAGCAUUGGCACCAUUUGAGAUAGAGGACUUUGAAAAGUUAUGCACUAAGUUGCGCAUCACUGCUAGAAGGAUAAGGGAAGAAGAAGUAGAAAAGAGGAAGGAAUCCCAAGGCAAGUAUGCCUCUUUCAUGAGACCUACUGGGGGUGUCAGUAAGAGGAACAGUUAUAGUGCUGGAGGAUCAAGUAAGCGACCCUAA
Messenger RNA from Neltuma alba, 450 nucleotides. RefSeq lists its product as uncharacterized. Bases 1 to 450 code for a protein of 149 amino acids. Lineage: Eukaryota; Viridiplantae; Streptophyta; Magnoliopsida; Fabales; Fabaceae. The transcript has a single exon. The record is from RefSeq and is a predicted model, not a curated record.